Molecule: messenger RNA, 3139 nt
Organism: Pteronotus mesoamericanus
Lineage: Eukaryota; Metazoa; Chordata; Mammalia; Chiroptera; Mormoopidae
Gene: EXD2
Product: exonuclease 3'-5' domain containing 2
Exons: 11
Coding region: 283-2160 (625 amino acids)
Biological process (GO): nucleobase-containing compound metabolic process
Cellular component (GO): nucleus; cytoplasm
Molecular function (GO): nucleic acid binding; 3'-5' exonuclease activity
Source: RefSeq, a predicted model, not a curated record
GGGUGGGUUCGCGCAGGUGGCUGCAGAGGUUCCAGUUCUUCAGCGUGAGGGGCCGCAGGUGUUCAGGUGGGAUCCGGGUCGCAAAGAGAGAGAGGAAGGGAGAGAGAGAAACAUCGAUGCAAGAAAGAAGCAUCGAUUGGUUACCUUCGUGCAUUCCUAGACUGGGGAUCCUAUACGUCUGGACUGGGGGUCACAUGUGCCCAUGUCCUGUACUGGGGCUGAACCAGCAACUUAGAUUGCGGGAUUAGUGACAUGCUUUCCUAAACAGCAGCAAAGUUGAAGAUGUCUCGACACUUGGUAGCUUUGACAGUGAGCACACUUCUGGGUGUGGCAGUGGGGGGGUUUGUCCUGUGGAAAGGCAUCCAGCGCCGGAGGAGUAGAACGAGUUGUGGGACCCAGCAGCAGCAGCAGCAGCAGCAGCAGCAGCAGCAAGUUCCAGGCAGGAGAGAGCUGCCUGCUCCAGAAGAGGACCCGCUGCACUCCAGUGCCCCCAGAGCCUCAUGGGAAGAGAGGAUCCUUGAUGCCAAGGUGGUGACUGUGUCACAGGAAGCAGAGUGGGAUCAAAUCGAACCCUUGCUUAGGAGUGAGUUACAAGAUUUCCCAGUACUUGGAAUUGACUGUGAGUGGGUGAACUUGGAAGGCAAACCCAGUCCUCUGUCAUUGCUUCAAAUGGCCUCACCAAGUGGCUUCUGUGUCUUGGUUCGCUUGCCCAAGCUGAUCUGUGGAGGAAAAACACUACCAAAAACAUUAUUGAACAUUUUGGCAGAUGGCUCUAUUUUAAAGGUUGGAGUAGGAUGUUCAGAAGAUGCCAGCAAGCUUCUGCAGGAUUACGGCCUUGUGGUUAAGGGGUGCCUGGACCUCCGCUACCUAGCCAUGAUGCAGAGAAACAAUUUGCUCUGUAAUGGACUUAGCCUGAAAUCACUUGCUGAGACUGUGUUGAACUUCCCCCUUGACAAGUCCCUUGUACUUCGCUGCAGCAACUGGGAUGCCGAGGAUCUCACGGAGGACCAGGUAAUUUAUGCUGCCAGGGAUGCCCAGAUUUCAGUGGCUCUCUUUCUCCAUCUUCUUGGAUACCCUUUCUCUAGGAAUCCAACUGUAGAAGACAGUGAUGACCUCACUGGCUGGAGAAAGGUCUUGGAGAAAUGCCAGGAUGUGGUAGACAUCCCAUUCCGAAGCAAAGGAAUUAGCAGAUUGGGAGAAGAGGUUAAUGGGGAGGCAACAGAAUCUCAGCAGAAGCCAAGAAAUAAGAAGUCUAAGAUCGACGUAAUGGUGCCAGGCAACCACCAAGGGAGAGACCCCAGAAAACAUAAAAGAAAGCCCCUGGGAGUGGGCUAUUCUGCCAGAAAGUCACCGCUCUAUGAUAACUGCUUCCUCCACGCCCCUGAUGGACAGCCCCUCUGCACUUGUGAUCGAAGAAAAGCUCAGUGGUACCUGGACAAAGGCAUUGGAGAGCUGGUGAGCGAAGAGCCUUUUGUGGUCAAGCUGCAGUUUGAACCUGCAGGAAGACCUGAAUCCCCGGGAGACUACUACCUGAUGGUUAAAGAGAACCUGUGUGUAGUGUGUGGCAAGAAAGACUCCUACAUUCGGAAGAACGUGAUUCCACACGAGUACCGGAAGCACUUCCCCAUUGAGAUGAAGGACCACAACUCCCACGAUGUGCUGCUGCUCUGCACCUCCUGCCAUGCCAUCUCUAACUACUAUGACAACCAUUUGAAGCAGCAGCUGGCCAAGGAGUUCCAGGCCCCCAUUGGCUCUGAGGAGGGCUUGCGCCUGCUGGAGGACCCGGAGCGCCGGCAGAUGCGUUCCGGGGCCAGGGCCCUGCUCAACGCCGAGAGCCUGCCUGCCCAUCGGAAGGAGGAGCUGCUGCGAGCGCUCAGAGAGUUUUAUAACACAGACACAGUCACGAACGAGAUGCUUCAAGAGGCUGCCUGCCUGGAGACCAGGAUUUUUAAUGAAAAGUACAUUCCUCACGGGCUGAAGGUGGUGCAGUGCCACAGCCAGGGCGGGCUGCGCUCACUCAUGCAGCUGGAGAGCCGCUGGCGCCAGCACUUCCUGGACUCCAUGCAGCCCAAGCACCUGCCGCAGCAGUGGUCUGUGGACCACAACCAUCAGAAGCUGCUCCGGAAAUACGGGGAAGACCUUCCCAUCAAGCUGUCGUGAGAGCUGCUCUCCACCCAGAUGGUAAGUGAAGGAUUCUCCCUGAAGUGACAUGUCAGGACUCUCAGGUUUCUGAUACGCCUGUUUCCUGCUCUGUGUUGAUUUCUCUCCAACAGGGUGUCCAGUAUUUCAACCCCGUCAGGUCAGAAGGGGAGAAAAAGUUCUUCCAGGGGUUUGGAGAUAUAAACAAAAGUUCAGAUUGAUUUUCCCAGCUCAACCUCAUAAUUAUAAAUUCUUUGGCUUAAUGCUGUCCCACAGCACACGUGUUUGCGAUCCAUCCCAUCUGAAUCACUUCAGUUUAUUUCACACCCUUGAGAAUGCGCCCCUUGACAUGUCCAGGACCAAAACAGCAGCUUCCUGCCCUGCGCUUCCACCCUAAGACUGGAGGGAAUCCUUUUCUGGAAAUAGGCCGUCAACCUGGGUGGGGCAGAGAGAAGUCUAAGCACCAUCUCCCAAGCGACCUUUGAUAAUUUGCUUAGCUUUCUCUUUCAUGCUGUUCAUUGUCUGCUUGUUGCAAUCCUCCUGCCCAUAACUGCAAGGUUUUUCAGCUUAAUCCCUUUUGCAGAGGACGAUUAUCUUUUCUCAGAAGCAAUAUCAGGCCUCUUCAGUGUUCUGUGUUCCAUCAGAUUUGCAACACUGACCUCUUUCGAGCAUUGAAUUCUUUCUUGGAGUCAUUUGGUUAGGUUGCAAUGUGAGGAUUUCCACAUCUCCUCUCAUACCUGGAACACUGAGAUUAAUUAAUGUGUUUAGAUAUUCAAAACAGUGGUGUUUUUAUCUUUCAAAAUGUGAGGCCAACACUUUAAGCAUGAAAUUAACUUGGUUAGUGAUUAGUAUUUUUUCUAAAAUAUUAGGAAAACUUUCUUACUUUAUGAGAUUGUAAUAAUCUUAAAAUAAUUUUGUGGCCAGAAUCCAACGAGAGCUCUGUUUUGAAAUUGUGCCCAAGUUGGUGAUGGUUGUUCUAACAUUGAUAAAUAAAACUUCU